Meloidogyne enterolobii is the source of this 324-nucleotide messenger RNA. Lineage: Eukaryota; Metazoa; Nematoda; Chromadorea; Rhabditida; Meloidogynidae. The record is from the annotation of a GenBank genome assembly.
AUGGUAGUGCCUGCAGCAAAUCCUCUUUUAUAUGCCUGGAUGAAUAGUGCUUUUCGAGAAUCUUUUCUGCGAGCACUUCCACUUGGCGGAAGAUUGAGGAAAAAAUUAGAAAUGAUGGAAAUUGGAACUGUCGGGACUGGACAAAUUUGUGGAGGAACUACAAGUUCUGAAGGAAGAGGAGGAAGAGAAGAAUUUCAAACAGACAAUUCCCAACAACAACAAUUAAUUAGUAAUAGAAAUUCUCGAGAAUUUAGAACUCAAAGAAUCUCUUCAACAAUUUCACUUCGUUAUUCACCUAGUAAUCUCUCCAAUUCUCACAAUUAA